This is a messenger RNA of Corticium candelabrum, 771 nucleotides long. RefSeq lists its product as uncharacterized. The record is from RefSeq and is a predicted model, not a curated record. Bases 17 to 373 code for a protein of 118 amino acids. Lineage: Eukaryota; Metazoa; Porifera; Homoscleromorpha; Homosclerophorida; Plakinidae. The transcript has 4 exons.
CUUUUGCUGUAUCUUGAUGAGCAAAGAUUACUUCGAAGUUCCUCACAUUGGCUGGUGGCUGCUAAUUUUUGGCGGACUCUUGCUUAACUGGUUGGUUGGUUACAAGAGUGACGUGAUUCCUUAUGACUAUAUUCUAGUCGUGGGGCCAGGACUGAAGUAUCUUGGCGAUAAUCAUUCUCAGCUAUUACAACGCAUAUUCAUUGUGGCUCUCAUAAUCCACGUCUUUGAAGGUGCAUAUGGAUACACUCUAGCCAAGAGAAAGAAACUGUCUUCAACGUCUAUCUUGAAAUGGAGUCUCCAAUCGUUUGUACUUGGAUUUCCCUCAUUGAUGGUCCUACGAAGAUAUGACCCUGACUGCAAGGCAAAAAAGUGACAUGUCAACGUUGUUGUGGACCAGAUGACACUACCAUUCAUUGUAAGUUAGAUGCGUAGCAACUAUAGAUUGCUUCAAUGCCCAAUGUUGUGCAUUGUUAAGCAUGUAACAUUGCUGACAAUCACCGUCUGUGUCUAUGUCACUUACUAGCCAUCACUGAUCGUAUGGCUUGUUGAUACUCAGCAGAACAGUGGAUGAGCUAGAAACUUGUUAGUCUAGAUUCAACAAUAGCAGUCAGGUCUGGAGACUAUCUGAGUCACAUUCUUUCGUAGUCAUGUAUUAUUCUUCCACCGCAUGCAUAAAGUUUUCCCCAGUUCUGACUGCAAUGUAACUGUCUUUAGUAAUUGCUCUCAAACCCAUCUCUAUAAUUCAGCUAUGAGCCAUAAGAAACGGACUUA